This is a messenger RNA of Pichia kudriavzevii, 1743 nucleotides long. RefSeq lists its product as uncharacterized. The transcript has a single exon. Gene Ontology annotation, molecular function: molecular adaptor activity; GTPase activity; GTP binding. Gene Ontology annotation, cellular component: septin complex; microtubule cytoskeleton; cytosol. Gene Ontology annotation, biological process: cytoskeleton-dependent cytokinesis. The coding region runs from base 1 to 1743 and encodes 580 amino acids. Lineage: Eukaryota; Fungi; Ascomycota; Pichiomycetes; Pichiales; Pichiaceae. The record is from RefSeq and is a predicted model, not a curated record.
AUGUCAGUGGUGGUAGAAAUCUCUUCUCUAUCUCUUUCUCUGUUUGGUCAAUCUUUUUUCCGGAGUAGUAAAACCAUCACUAUCGUGUGUGCAAUCAGCAUUCCAAUGCAACAAAAUACAAUAGUCGGCAAGGAUCAAAUCAAUAUUGGCAAAAUUGUUAGGAAGGACCUAAAUGCACACUAUUCACUUAAUAGAAGCUUGAGUGGUUUUGAAUUCUGCCUUGAGGCGAAAGUCGAUGAAUUUAGUGAAGGGCAAUUAAAUCAACGUAGUCUUAAUGUUGACAGUGAGGGCGAUAAUAACAUCAAUACCUCAUAUGAAGGGAAUAUUCUCAAUAAAGAGGAUAAUAUAACCCUUGAUGCUUAUCCCGUUGGGGAUGACUUGAAAGAGAAGAAAAACAACUAUAACUACGGAACGCCUGUUACAGAUAUAUCUCCUAACGAGAUUGGAUUAGCGUGCAUUCCUGUUCAAAGAAGCCAUAAGGUUCGUAAAAAUGGCACCAACUUGACUAUUAUGUGUGUCGGUAUGUCUGGUGUAGGUAAGACUUCCUUCAUAAACACUUUAUUUAAUUCAUUACGGGAUGAUAGGCAGACACUAAACACAGAAGAGCUAGAAGCAAUUCCAAGUGAAACUUGUUACAUGCAGCACCACAAAAUGGAUUUGGUUGAAGGCGAAUUUACCAUGACGCUAAACGUUGUUGAUACCCCAGGAUUUGGUAGUUUUAUUGAAAAUAAACAUUGUUGGUAUGCUAUUGUAAGAUAUAUCGAUGAGCAAUACCGGAAGCUCUUUUAUCAGGAAAAUCAACCUAACCGAUCUAACUUAGUUCGUUGUGAAGUUCAUGCUUGUCUUUACUUUAUUGUUCCUUCGGCAAAAGGCUUAUCGCAGAUUGAUAUCGAGGCUAUGAAAUCUAUAUCUCCUAGAGUAAACCUCAUCCCUAUCGUCAGUAAAGCUGAUGGUUUUGCUAACAAUGAGAUGACUAUUAUUAAGCAAAGAAUUAGAGAAAUUCUUCAAGAGCAAAAUAUUCGAAUUUGUGGAUUAACUGAUGUGAAGAGUGAAAUGACAAGUUCAAUUGAUGUAAUGCCAUUCUCUACAAUCAACUCGAUUGAAAGGCACAAGAGUGGAAACGGCAAGCUCGUACAUGACAGGAAAUACAAAUGGGGCCUAAGUGAAGUUGAAAAUUACUCUCAUUGUGAUUUCCUCUUGUUAAGGGAUUUUCUUAUUAAGAAUCAUAUGGAUGAGCUAAUAUCUUCAACUGAGAAUUACUACGAAAAAUUUCGUAUAGAUUUCAUGGUGUACAUAUUAGGUAAGGCUUUAACAAUGGGUGUGUAUGAAAAUGAAGAGGAACAAUUGGGCAUAAAGAAUACCAGCAAAGGAACUAUUGUUCCAUGUUCGAGGAAUAGAUGGAAUGGAGGUAAAAUGAAUAACAACCAUUCACAUUCAAGUAUUGAACAAUUAAUCGAGACGAAAACUUCGAAUCAGGUUUUAAGUUUAUUAAAUAACGUCCCAUUUGAUGAAAUUGAGGAGGAAUUGGCUGAUUGUGAUCCAGUUUAUCUCGAAAAGGGAAAGCUUGUUAAGAAACAGCUUGCCGAGGCUGUACAAAUUAAGAAUCAAAAGCUUAAGAAUUGGAAGAGAAAAUUAUAUGAAAAGCAAGACCAAUUCAACGAAGAUAUUAGGAGUCUCCUGCAAAAGUUAGAUUCGCUUCAACACUCCAUUGAGACACUUGACCAUAUUGUAUGGUCUCUGUAA